This is a messenger RNA of Alosa sapidissima (American shad), 3446 nucleotides long. RefSeq names its product villin-like (gene vill). The record is from RefSeq and is a predicted model, not a curated record. Gene Ontology annotation, cellular component: actin cytoskeleton; cytoplasm. The transcript has 20 exons. Gene Ontology annotation, biological process: barbed-end actin filament capping; cytoskeleton organization; actin filament severing. The coding region runs from base 189 to 2795 and encodes 868 amino acids. NCBI's taxonomy places the organism in Eukaryota, Metazoa, Chordata, Actinopteri, Clupeiformes, Clupeidae. Gene Ontology annotation, molecular function: phosphatidylinositol-4,5-bisphosphate binding; actin filament binding.
AACUUCUAGAGUCCCACAGAGUGCAUGUUUGGGUUUCGCUCCCCACUGGUUUUAAAUGGAGGAUACCAGGUCUCUGAUAAUCUAAUCAUCAGACAUGCUGGGACCAUAUGUGCAAUUUGCUUAAUGAUUACAGCAGUGAUUGAAGAGUCACUAAGGACUGCAUGAGAACACAAUAAGACUCUCUCAGGAUGUCAGAAGAAACUACCGACGUGUUGACGAGCAUCCAGAAGAAACCUGGACUGCAGAUAUGGACCAUCAAUAGCAUGAAGAUGGUUCCUGUGCCCGAGCAAGCCUAUGGGAAUUUCUUUGAGGGGGAUUGCUACAUUGUCCUUCAUGUGAGUCAUAAAUCCCCUCAGCGCACUGACAUCCACUACUGGAUUGGGAACUUGUCCUCCCAGGACGAGCAAGGAGCGGCCGCCAUCUAUGUCACCCAGCUGGACGAGUUUCUGGGGGGCAGCCCUGUCCAGCACAGGGAGGUGCAGGCCAACGAGUCGUCCAAGUUCAAGAGCUACUUCAAGAGCGGACUGAUCUACAAGAAGGGUGGAGUGGCAUCUGGGUUCCAGCAUGUGGAGACCAAUGCUUUCAACAUCCUCAGACUGCUGCAUAUCAAAGGGACCAAACACAUCAUGGCCACUGAGGUGGACAUGUCCUGGAACAGUUUUAACAAGGGCGACAUAUUCCUGCUGGAUAUGGGCAAAGUGAUUGUGCAGUGGAACGGUCCCCAGAGCAACAGGAGAGAGAGACUCCAGGCUGUUCUCCUGGCCCAGGACAUCCGGGACAGGGAGCGAGGGGGUCGGGCUCAGAUAGGCGUGGUGGAGGGGGCGCGUGAGGAAGACUCCCCUGAGCUGAUGAAAGUCAUGAAGGCUGUGCUCGGCCAGAGGUCUGGGGGGCUGAGAGACGCCACUCCUGACGACAGGCCAGACCUCAACCAGAUGGCCAGCAUCAGACUCUACAGUGUUUCAGAUGCAAGUGGGAACCUUAUGGUGCAGGAGGUGGCCAGUCAGCCACUGACCCAGGAUCUGUUACGUUCCACUGACUGCUACAUAGUGGACCAGGGGGGCAGGCAAGUGUUUGUAUGGAAGGGAAAGCAUGCGUCUAAAGAGGAACGCCGUGCUGCGCUCUCCAGGGCUGUGGGAUUCAUCAAGGCUAAAAACUACCCGUCCAGUACUGGUGUGGAGGUGAUGGGCGAUGGAGGGGAGUCGGCCAUGUUCAAGCAUCUCUUCAAGGCCUGGACUGAGGAGGGCCAGACGCAGGGUCUGGGGAGAACCUACUCCAUGGGCAAGAUAGCUAAGGUGGACCAAGUGACGUUUGAUGUGAUGGAGCUUCAUGCCCGCCCUGAAAUCGCAGCACAGGAGCGCAUGGUAGACGAUGCCUCAGGAGAUGUGAAAAUCUGGCGCGUCGAGAAUGGGGAACUUCAGGAACUUCACCCCAGCUCUUUCGGGCAGUUCUAUGGAGGAGACUGCUACCUGGUGCUGUACACCUACAUGAGGGCUAACAAACCACAGUACAUCCUCUACAUGUGGCUGGGACGCCACGCCACCCAAGAUGAGAUCACGGCUUGUGCCUAUCAGGCCGUUGCCGUGGACAACAAUUACAAUGGAGCUCCCGUUCAGGUCAGAGUGACCAUGGGCAAGGAGCCACGCCAUUUUCUGGCCAUUUUCAAGGGCAAGCUCAUCAUUUUUGAGGGUGGCACAGGUAAGCCAGGGGUGGUGAGCCCCUCCACUGAUGCCAGGCUCUUCCAGGUAAAGGGUACACAUGAGCUCAACACCAAGGCGACAGAGGUGCCCGCUCGUGCGUCCUCCCUCAACAGCAACGACGUGUUUCUCCUGAAGAGUGACCGCAUGCUGUACCUGUGGUAUGGCAAGGGAUGCAGUGGGGAUGAGAGGGAGAUGGGGAAGUAUGUGGGUGGCGUUCUGUCCAAGCAGGAUAAGGAGGUGGUGAUGGAGGACCAGGAACCGGCUCAGUUCUGGGUGGCCCUUGGAGGCAAGGCUCCCUACGCCAACGACAAGAGGUUCGAGAAGGAGGAGCCUCCCCACAGCCCUCGGCUGUUUGAGUGCUCAAAUCAGACGGGCCGGUUUGUCAUGACGGAGGUGCAGGACUUUGCUCAAGAUGACCUUGAUGAGGACGACGUCAUGCUGCUGGAUACCUGGGAGGAGAUCUUCUUGUGGAUUGGCAGCUCGGCUAACCAAUACGAAACUGAGCAGGCUUGCAACAGGGCGCUCGAGUACCUGAGGACACACCCAGCUGGGCGGGACCCUGAGACGCCAAUCAUCUCAGUCAAGCAGGGUUAUGAACCUCUGACCUUCACUGGCUGGUUCAAUGCUUGGGACCCCCAUAAGUGGAGUGGAGGCCUGUCCUAUGAAGACAUGAAGAGAAAGCUGGGCGAUGUGGCCUCCCUAUCCCAGAUCACUGUGAACCUGAACAACGCCAGUCUGAACAAGAGAUCUGAGGGUGGCGGGGGCAAAUACAGUGCUCCAGGGGGCCCAGUCAGUGGCAGCCCUCCUCCUGCCUACAAGCCCCAAGGGUCACGGGGCCCAUCUUACAGUGCCAGCGCUCACAUCUCCAUCAGUAGCUCUAACAACGGCUCCAACAGCAGGAACUCUGGGAGAUGGAGUCCUGACCAGAUCCUGAACAAAGCCCCAAAUGAGCUGCCCACAGGCGUUGACCCCAGUAGGAGAGAGGACUACCUAUCGGACGCCGAUUUUGAGGGUCUUCUGGGCUGCACUAAGGGUGACUUCCAGCGCUUGCCCAGAUGGCGACAGAACGAUCUCAAAAAGAAGGCGGGGCUCUUUUGAGCAUAGCUCAAUCUUCUUAAAAGGGCACAUUAGAUAAGAUAAUACUUUUAUUUAUGUUUGUUGUAUGUUGCUUGGAAUUGAAUCUUCCGAAUUGAGAGUCACUGUUUGACAGAUACCACAAAUCACAUUAUUUAUCUCAAAAAGGGCAGUUUUUAUCUUUACUGAUUUACUGUAACAUACACAACUCACUAUUUGUACUGCGUAUCUUAGACUGCCAUUCAUAGACUAGUAUAGUUGAGAUUUGCACCACAACGGAAAUAUUCAGUUUAAUCGCAUUGUGCUGCUUUGUUUCAGACUCACUGUCCUAGUGGUUAUUAUUAGUCAAGUAUUUUGAAUCUCAUAUCAUUAACUACAUAAAUCUACUACUUUAUUAUAUGAAUUAUAUAUACAAGCCUUACAUUGUUAUUGCUGACUGUUGUGCCCAAAUUAGAGUUGUUGUAUUCCAUUUAAGAUUGUUUAAGAAAUAAAAUUUGUUUAGGCAUGCAAUCUUUCUUUUUGCUUGGAUGAGAUAAGAGAAAUGUUUUCAAAAUGUUAACAGUUUAUUUAAUGCAUUUGCAACUUAAUGAUAAUGUUCACUAGCAAAAGAUGACUACUCUAAAAGACUAAUGUUGAUAACAUUACAAAGACUUGAUAAAACAACAUUACACUUUA